This is a messenger RNA of Coffea eugenioides, 2664 nucleotides long. RefSeq names its product U-box domain-containing protein 30-like. The coding region runs from base 772 to 2118 and encodes 448 amino acids. Lineage: Eukaryota; Viridiplantae; Streptophyta; Magnoliopsida; Gentianales; Rubiaceae. Gene Ontology annotation, molecular function: ubiquitin protein ligase activity; protein binding. Gene Ontology annotation, biological process: protein ubiquitination. The record is from RefSeq and is a predicted model, not a curated record. The transcript has a single exon.
GGAGGGUCAUGUACAGAGAAGAUUGCUUUUUCUCUGUCUGGUUAUCUCUCUCUCUCUCUCUCUCUCUCUAAUUUUCUCUCUCUAGAAAUUGGUAAGAUUUCUGAAUUAUUCUCCUGGUUCAUCAUUUACAUUGUCUAUCUUGAUUUAAAUCUUGAGGGAAUAAGUAAAAGCUGGGAUUUUUCUUCAUUUUUAGUGUACUGAGAUUUAGUGGGAACUGUUUGAUUUUUUUUGCUUUGUUUUUGGGGUACUGAUUACCUUUUUUUCUGAUCUGGGUUGUUGAAUGAUUUCAAUCUUUUUGAGCUUGAAGAGGGUAAGUGUAGCUAAAAGGGGAGUAACUAGAGCAUUGGUAUUAGGGAAGGGGGAUUAUUGCACAUUUUAUUUGUCAUCAUUUUCAUCAUCAAAAAUCAUACAAGUAGUGUUUGGUAAUAUUUGAUGAUGAUAAUGAUGGUGAAAAUGAAGUAUAGGGCUUUUUUGACCAGAGUAAAAGAGUUCAGAUAAAGCACAAGGAAAAGAAAAGAUGUCCCCUUUGAUACCAAUUCUUGAUUGUUUUGGUCAAUAAGGAAGGGAGAGAGGAAAAAAGAAAAGGAGUGUAAAACUCUUUGCUACUUUCUUUAUCUUCUCUCUUUUUUCAUCCACACGCUUCAUCUCUCAUUCUUGGUCUUCAGAUGUGAUGUUCCUUGAACAACAACACAGCCUCUUGGUAAAAAGGGUUUCUGUAUUUAAGUGAUUUUAAUAGGUGUGUUUUUUCGGGUGCAAAAGGGGGUUGUGAAGAUGCCUAUGUACCAGCCAUCUAGUAGGGGGAGGGAGGGGUUUGAGGUGAGUGGGGGUGGGCAGGUAUUGGAUCUGGAAACUGCAGUCAAAGAUGGGAUCUUGGGUGGUGGUGGUGGGGUGGUUCAUAGUUGUGCUACUGGGGAAAAAUUUGAUCUGAAGAAGAUGAUUGAGGAGCUGGAUUCAAUUGAAAUUCCAUCAGUUUUCAUUUGUCCCAUCUCUCUAGAGCCAAUGCAAGAUCCUGUGACCCUGUGCACAGGGCAAACUUAUGAGAGAUCCAACAUCCUCAAGUGGUUCUCUUUGGGGCACUUCACUUGCCCCACCACAAUGCAGGAGCUUUGGGAUGACUCAAUAACCCCAAAUAGUACCCUUUACCAGCUCAUUUACAGCUGGUUUACUCAGAAGUAUCUUGCUAUGAAGAAGAGGUCUGAGGAUGUGCAAGGAAGGGCUUUGGAGCUCUUGGAGACUCUGAAGAAAGUUAAAGGUCAAGCUAGAGUUCAAGCUUUGAAAGAGUUGAGGCAAGUUGUUUCUGCUCAUGAUUCAGCCAAGAAAACAGUUGUGGAUAAUGGUGGGGUUGCUCUGCUUUCUUCACUAUUAGGCCCUUUUACCACACAUGCUGUUGGGUCAGAGGCGAUUGGGAUUUUGGUGAAUUUGGAUUUUAGUUCAGAUGCGAAGACGAACUUGAGACAACCAGCUAAGGUUUCGUUAAUGGUAGACAUAUUGAAUGAGGGUUCGAUUGAUACGAAAAUCAAUUGCACUAAAUUGAUUGAAAUACUAAUCGACGGGGAGGAUUUUGAGUCCGAAAUCGUGUCAAGCUUGAGUCUUUUGGUGGGAGUACUUAGAUUAGUUAAGGAUAAGAGACAUCCGAAUGGGGUGUUGGCUGGCCUUAGAUUGCUGAAAAUGAUUUGCUCACAUGAAUCUGUGAGGAACUCGGUGGUAAGCAUUGGGGCUGUUCCUCAAUUGGUGGAGUUGUUACCCACUUUGAAUCCCGAGUGCUUAGAAUUGGCACUCUAUGUUCUCGAAGCGUUAUGUACCCUUCCAGAGGGUGGUCUGGCUCUAAAGAAUUGUCCUAGUGCUAUCCCCGCCAUUGUGAAGCUAUUGAUGAAGGUGUCAGAGAGCUGUACUCACUUUGCCUUGUCAAUUUUGUGGGCAGUUUGCAAGCUUGCUCCAGAGGAAUGUGCUGCACUUGCUGUUGAUGCAGGUCUAGCGGCAAAGUUGCUUCUUGUCAUUCAGAGCGGUUGCAAUCCAGUUCUGAAGCAACGCUCGGCAGAGCUCUUGAAGCUAUGUAGUCUAAAUUAUACAGCUACCCUUUUCAUUUCAAAAUGUAAACUUACAAGAACAAUACAAUGAUUGGAGGAAGUAGUGAUUUGUUCAUAUAAAUCUUGUCACAUUUCUUCCAUCCAGAGGAGAAAGAAACUGAGCAGGCCGGAGAGGUUAAAGAUUUUCACACAGAAAGUUUCAUUGAGCUUCAAGGUACCUGUUUCUCCCUGUACAUGUUGAUAAAAGGAUUUGGUCUUCCAAGAGGCCUCAUAAUGUGGAUCUAUGGCUAAAUGAGAAUGACCACUGGACAAGAAUUAUCUGCUCUAGGUCCUCCAAAUUGUAUUUUACAAUAAUCCAGGCAAGCCUCUCAUCCAAACUCGCGCACAAAUGUUACGGCAAGUGGUGCCAUGCGGUAAUCGGCUGCGUAGUUACUACAUUAUGUAAAAGAAUGCCGCAAACACCUUGUGGAUUACUGUCAGUUGGGAAUGUAAACACUCAUAAACUGGUACGGAAAGAGAAUUUUACCAGCCCUGUAUUUACAAUUGUAAUAGUGGUUUAUUGGAUUUGCAUUCCAUUAAUCCAAAUUAUUGAGUUUAUCGCAUCUUUCUUGAAGGUCCGUGAGGACCUUCAUGAUCA